Messenger RNA from Condylura cristata (star-nosed mole), 1354 nucleotides. RefSeq names its product replication factor C (activator 1) 2, 40kDa (gene RFC2). Gene Ontology annotation, molecular function: DNA clamp loader activity; DNA binding; ATP binding. NCBI's taxonomy places the organism in Eukaryota, Metazoa, Chordata, Mammalia, Eulipotyphla, Talpidae. The record is from RefSeq and is a predicted model, not a curated record. Gene Ontology annotation, biological process: DNA repair; DNA-templated DNA replication. Gene Ontology annotation, cellular component: nucleus; DNA replication factor C complex. The transcript is spliced from 11 exons. Bases 31 to 1089 code for a protein of 352 amino acids.
CCUCCGGUGGCGGGAAGAGGCGGCGGCGGAAUGGAGGCGCUGGAGAGCGGCGGGGGCGCAGACGAUCGUGGGGCCCAGGAUCCUGCCGCGGCCCCCAGCAAGGGCCCCGGCAGCGCUGGCCACUAUGAGCUGCCGUGGGUUGAAAAAUACAGGCCAGUGAGGUUGAAUGAAAUUGUUGGGAAUGAAGACACUGUGAGCAGGCUGGAGGUUUUUGCCAGAGAAGGAAAUGUGCCCAAUAUUAUAAUUGCUGGCCCUCCUGGAACCGGCAAAACGACCAGCAUCCUGUGUUUGGCACGAGCCCUGCUGGGCCCAGCAAUGAAGGAUGCUGUGUUGGAGCUCAACGCCUCAAAUGACAGGGGCAUUGAUGUUGUGAGGAAUAAAAUCAAGAUGUUUGCCCAGCAGAAAGUCACCCUCCCCAAAGGGCGCCACAAGAUCAUCAUCUUGGACGAAGCGGACAGCAUGACUGAUGGAGCCCAGCAAGCCUUGAGGCGAACCAUGGAAAUCUACUCCAAAACGACUCGCUUUGCUCUUGCUUGUAACGCUUCAGAUAAAAUCAUAGAGCCCAUUCAGUCCCGGUGUGCCGUCCUCCGCUACACGAAGCUGACCGAUGCCCAGAUCCUCGCGCGGCUCUUGAAUGUCAUCGAACAGGAGAAGGUGCCGCAUACCGACGACGGCCUGGAGGCCAUCAUCUUCACUGCCCAGGGAGACAUGAGGCAGGCUUUGAACAACUUGCAGUCUACUUUCUCGGGGUUCGGCUUUAUUAACAGUGAGAACGUGUUCAAGGUCUGCGAUGAGCCCCACCCCUUGCUGGUGAAGGAGAUGAUCCAGCACUGUGUGAACGCCAACAUCGAUGAAGCCUACAAGAUCCUCGCUCACCUGUGGCAUCUGGGCUACUCACCAGAAGACAUCAUCGGCAACAUUUUCCGAGUGUGUAAAACCUUCCAGAUGGCUGAAUACUUGAAACUGGAGUUUGUUAAGGAAAUCGGAUACACUCACAUGAAAAUAGCAGAAGGUGUGAACUCCCUCCUGCAGAUGGCAGGGCUGCUGGCCAGGCUGUGUCAGAAGACCAUGGCCCCGGUGGCCAGUUAGAGCAGGGGCUCGCUGCUUUGGUUGUGAAGGUCCUCAGUCCUGAGUGACAGGAGUCAGGCUUCUGAUGUGGCAUAAUGCUGCCUCCGGCCGGAACCUGCUUCUCUCCAGCGCCUGGGUCCUCCACCUCGUCCUAGUACAACUAUGCUCAUCGGGAACACCUGCUUUCAGACCGAGACACUGAUGUGGGGGUGGGGGAAGGGCCCCAGGGCAACUCCGGGUGCCCUGUGUGUUGGCAUUUUAGCUAAUAAAACCGUUGAUGUUGUCA